GGGAGGGCGAGGAGGAGGAGGAGGAGGAGGAGGAAGAAGAAGAAGAAGCAGGAGACGGCAAUAUCGCGGUAAGCAGAGCGCUUCUUCGGCGAGGAGUCGGCCGAAUCGCGAAUGAUACGCAGGAGGUAGUAGUGGCGUGCGCUGGUACCCACCGUCACCAGGGUAGCGCAACGGAAAAGUGCAGAAGAGGAGAGAAGUUGUCGCCGACAACAGUGGUGAUCUACAAUGCGGUGAUCUCCCGGUGAGAAAGGAAGAGAGAGAGGGGGCAAGCGGCAAAGAGCGAGAGAUAGAGAGAGAGAGAGAGAGAAAGAGAGAGAGUGCAUCGACGUGAACCUUGCCCCGUCGUGUGCACCCGGCCAGGUGAUUCUCGCGCUGGCGAUAUCUCGUCUCUCGGACAGUUGUGGACAAUUCGCGCAGUGGUAAGAGCGAUAUCCCGUGUCCCGUCCCUGUGCAUCCGGCGAUCAUCUACGGGGGAGAAUCCGAUAGGCGCUUUCAUGGCGCGCGGCGGACACGGCGGGGAUCGUGCGUGCGCCGCCAACGAAAUACGAGACAGGACGAGCGACGUGAGAGGGCCACACGAGUGAACGAAGGAGCGAGCGAGCCAGCCAACAACACGCCACCCGUGUGUCAGCAGGAGCAUCGGCCGAGAAAAAACACACGACGACGACGGCGACGUACGCGCCGCGCACACAGGCACGCACUGGAGUGCGUCACCGCCCAUAUGUGAUGUGUUCCAUGCGUGCAAGCGAAUGAGUAAUCAUGCACUGUCCGGACAAGGGCUCGACUGCCUCCAAGAGCAAAGAGGGGCCUGUGACAAUGCGGGAGAAAAAAGGCGGUGCUCUCAGCAGAGUACAAAAAUUAAAGAAACGCCUCAGUCACAGUUUCGGGCGACUUUCUAUAUCAAAAGAAGAGGCUGAUGAUGCUACAACUAGAAGCCAAUUACCGUACAAUGGCUAUUCUGAGGAGUUCCUAGACCGUUUGGAGCCAAAUGGCAAUAUUCCUGCGGACAAAGAUCGCCGUUAUGAAUGGACAGGCGUGGGCGAUCACGAAAGAGUGCACCGGCAGCUUUCCGUUUCUAGCGAUUCUAAGCUUCUCGACGACGACAUACGGGAAGAAGCGAGAGUAAUCCUACGACCCCGACGUCCGCCGCGACCCAAAUCUGAGGUUUUCCUCGGCCCAGACCCACCUCCUAGAAGAACUAAACGAUUCUCUGCCUUUGGGGGAGAUUCGCCGUUCGGUAAAUCCGAAGCUUACAUAAAAUUAGAGCAGUUAGGAGAGGGAUCAUAUGCCACAGUGUUCAAAGGCUACAGCCACCUUACCAAUCAGGUGGUGGCUCUUAAAGAAAUUAGACUGCAAGAGGAGGAGGGAGCUCCUUUUACUGCCAUUCGCGAGGCGAGUCUUCUCAAAGAGCUGAAACACAGCAAUAUCGUGACUCUGCACGAUAUCAUUCAUACACGCGAGACACUCACUUUCGUAUUCGAGUAUGUUCACACCGACUUAUCGCAAUACAUGGAGAGGUACGGGAGCGGCAACGGUGGGCUGGAUACACGUAACGUGAAAUUGUUUCUCUUUCAACUGUUACGAGGACUGGCGUACUGUCAUCGCAGGAGAGUACUGCACAGAGAUGUAAAGCCACAGAAUUUGUUAAUCAGCGAAAUAGGAGAACUUAAAUUGGCAGACUUUGGGCUAGCAAGGGCCAAAUCCGUGCCAUCGCAUACAUACUCACACGAAGUCGUGACCUUAUGGUAUAGACCGCCCGACGUUCUUUUAGGUUCUACAGAGUACUCCACCUCGCUCGACAUGUGGGGAGUAGGUUGCAUAUUUGUGGAAAUGUUAACUGGCGAACCAACAUUCCCAGGUGUACGUUGUACGUACAACCAACUCGAUAAGAUAUUUAGCGUCUUGGGCACACCUACCGAAGAGACUUGGCCCGGUGUCACGCAUCUGCCUGGAUACAAGGCACACAGACUGUUAUUUUAUCCGCCGCGGAAGCUAGGUCUCUCGUUCCCACGGUUAUACGAUAUCGCCGAAGGUGACAGUAUGGCGUCGUCGCUCCUACAACUGAAUCCUGAUCAGCGGAUAGGAGCGGAAGAAGCUUUACGACAUCCCUACUUUGCCUCUCUUCCUAGGAAAUUAUAUGAAUUACCUGACGAAGUGUCGAUAUUCAGCGUAGAAGGUUGUCAUUUGUACACAAACUCGAGGCACGGGUGCGCAGACUCUUGUCACAAGACUCUUAAGACUUGAGGUUAAAGUAAACGUUAAAAGGAGUAACUAAUAAGUAAAUUCGCAAUUUACACGUUGAGUGAUGAAACGUUCGUUUUCAUGAGAUCCAUAUAUUCACACGUACACAUACAAAAACAGACAACAGACAUGCAACACACACAUUCACACUUACACAGGCGCACAUGCACUAUUCCCAGGCGCGUUGUUCGCUCUCUCUCAGGGCUGCUCCAUGAUUUCCCGCUGUUCUCUUCUUUUUACAUGUAUAGAAACUCGAUGUAAUGCUAUCUCUUGGCUACUUAUCGUUCGUGUAUAUUUUCACUAAUUAGAUUCAUGCUUCGUCUAUGUAUCGGAAUAGAGCAGCUUGCUGACGUGCAAGUAAAAAAACUAAGUAGUCGCUUGCGAACAUCUGCUCUGUCGGUUCUGUGUGUGCAAGUAGCACUUGACAUUGACUUGAUGUAGUGCCAUCUUCUUUAUUUUAACAAGUAUCUGUCUUAUAUAUAGACGGGACACACAAACGGUAUCAUUGGUUAAGUUUAAGAGACAGCAUAGUUGUAUUUUUUCAACGCAAUUAAUCAUUUUUUUCCAUUUUUUAUUAUUUCGUUUGUAGCGAUAUUUUUAAGUAUUAGCACAUUUUUUCAUAACCAAUCCCAAACUUGGGAAUAGAGAAUGAUAAAUUUGCUGAAGAUAAUUGUCUAAUAAGAUAGUAGAUUUCUUGUAAUUUAAAAAUGCUCUAGAGAGAUUCAGCAUGAAAUUAGAUACUCUAAUUGGUCGAUUUAUUCAUGGUGCCACUUUUUGAGAAUCUCUUUUUGCAAACUGAGAAUUUGUUACCCUUACGAUUCAUACUCGCGAGUCUGGCAUUACAUCGAGCUUCCGCUGUAAUAGCGAUAUUCUCUUUCUUUUUACUUUUUCUUUCCGAGGAUAAUACGUAUCGUAUAUAAAUUAAUUAACAAAAGUAAAUCGUAAAACUGGUCAAGGAAAAACAAGAAAGUAAAAAGCUUACGGCUAAAAGUAAGAAGAAAAAAAAUGAAAAAAAGAUUGUAAGGAUUUCGCACGCUCGAUUUAGGAAGCAAAAGCACGCACGACCCAUCCUCGCACUUCGUCCAAAUACUAGAUUUAGAUCGAAUACCAAUCAAAAGAGGAAGAAAGAAAGAGAAAGGAAGUACCAUACCGCCGCCCCAUGCCUCCCGAUCCUAGCCCAAGCCAAGUGGGGCGAAGCGGUUGCAGGUUAGCAAAACUAUUACUACGAAGUAAUUACUACUAUCUUAGAAAAAUUGUGGAAGACCUGUAGCACUCUAUAUAAACAAAUUGUUACCGCUGUCUCGAGCACGAUGUUGGUCGCUAGGACAGUUGAUAGAAUAUUGAUAGAUCAAAUAGGGAAGCGUUGUUUGAAUUAAAUUAAUUGUUAGAUGCGUAUGUAAAGCACGACGAUAGCGGAUAGGUAGGCGAGAAACUUAGGGGAGAAUGAGUCAGCGUCAUUCAGUAUUAGUGUCAAGUGUCCGUAGCUGCCGACAUCGCGAUACGCAGCGAGAAAAAACUAACUGAAAGCUCAUCGUUGAUAGUACCGAUGGUAGUGAUUUAGACGUAAGUGAUUAGAUAUUAGCUCGUAUUUAAUAUCGAUCGAAGUUUAUCGACAACGUCGCGAAACGUAGCAUAAUUGAUAGCGAAUCGAGAGGAAAAACAAAGAAAGAAAGGGAAAGAAACGAGAUAGCGAUUCUAGACUCGUCGAAAUUUCAUUUGUUCAAUUCGCUGUUAAUUAUUAUCGACAGCCAAAUGGUGCUCGACAUCGUAAACUGUGACGGUUUAGGUCGAUUCGUACUCGUGAUGUAGAGAAUAAUCAUUUAACGAGUAUCCGUUCGAUUUUCUAAAACUUGAUAAAAAUAGCGUUGGCAAUAGUAGAAAUAGGAGAAAAAAACGCGAGAACAACGGCGUUACAGUUCUUCCAAAUUUUGUCUAAGCUACGAUGGACUAUUGCGAUAAUAUUACUCCUUUUCGUAGGUUUACAUUUAUACCGAUUUUUCAGCACAUUUAUUAAAACAAAAAAAAAUUUAAAUAUAUAUCAACGAGGUGAAAGUGAGAGAGAGAAAGAGAGAGAGAGAGUGAGAAAGAAAGGAAGAGAAAGAGAGAGGGAAGAAGAAAUUUUGAAAAGAUUUGAGAUACGUUAUUACUAUUAAUAUUAUCAAUUAUUGUUUUAUUUCGAAAGGAAAGAAGAAGACGCGCGCGCGCGCACAGUCGGUAAAUUGUACAUAGAAUUAGCAGGUUCGUAUUAUCGAUGAUGCUAAAAUAGCUGAUGCGAGAUAAUAAAUGUGACUUUGUAAUAAAUUCAAACGUAUGGUACUCUGGACCCCGUUCAUCUCCGUGCAACCCGGCAGUGGUAUUACAGAGCUGGGCGUAAUAUCCUAAAAGCUGCUCUUUACAAAUUAAAAUUGUACGAACGAUGAUUACACAUUGUAGAACUACACAACUUCCUGAAACAAUGUUAAACCUUAGAGAUUUGCAUUUUCGAUAUAAAUUUAAAGAUUCGUUUUUAUUACAAAAGAAAGAGCGCAAAUAAGAGCUAUGAUCAAUGAUAUUUCUUACAACGAAAGCCAAAAUUUCAGAAUAUAUAGUACUGUUAGCAUAGAAAAUUUCGUUUUCAUUAUUCACGAGAUGAGAAUUUUUACUUGCUUAUUUAGUUUCUGUGGAAUAUAGUAUUGUUAAGAAGUUUCAUUUUCCUUUAAUGUAAAUAGAUGUGUAAUAGUUUUAUCACAUUGAAUUUACCCGCAUAUCUAAUAUCGAUUUAACGCGAAAUAUAUCGUAUAGCAUUAUUAAAAAUAUAUUUCUCACGCUAUUUUGAUGCAGCUCGCAUUAUCGUUUGUAUAAAGUUAAGUUUAAGAGUUUUACGUGUUCAGUAAGAUUCUUCGCAUUUUUUUAUUCUGCCAUUUUAUGAAGAAUGAGCGCAUUUAUAGCGUAAAUUAAAUACGAUAAUAAAUGAUAAUCAUAAGUGUUAGGUUCUAUAUUUAUAAAAAAAAUGUUCGUAGAUCUAUUAUUGUUUAGACACGAAAUGGUACUAAAGUCUUUUGUCUCUCAUGUUAUACCGGUUAUUCAAAGCUAAUGGCGCUUGUCUGUUUUGGAUUUUAUGACGAAAUGCGAAAAAUAUACUCAAAGAACAAUUAUAUUUAAAAUGCAGGAAGUGAAUUUUAAUUUGGCUCUUAAAGUGAGAAAAGAUAAAAUCGUAUUUUGUACUAUAAAUAUUGUAAUUUGCAUUGUACAUAUAUAAGAGCAUUUCUAUCUUUCGUACAGGAAUGUAUGUAUACGUUGGUGUGUAUUGGAUGUAUGUGUGUAUGUAUCUGAGAUGUUACACAUCUCUAGUUCUGGUGAUAUAAUGAAAUCUUUUUGAUUUCAUGUCGGACGCAUUUAUCUCUUUCUUUUUUCUUUAGGACUUUUUUUGUCUUUAUUUUUUGUCGAUGGAUAUCUAAUAAAAGUGUAGAAAGAAAGUUUUUUUCUUUUUUUUUUUUCAAAAUGAGCAUUGAUUUUCGGAUAAAAUGGAAAAAUACCAGAAAUUCAUACAGAUUCUAGAAAUCUCAUCGCUUCUCAUCACUUCUCAUCUAAUGAACAAAUUUACACCGGCAUCCAUACCACUGCCGAGUUCAGCGUUUACCAUACAGACGACGUUUCGUUCACUUUUGUAGGAUUGUAAAAGAAAAUUGUAAUUUUAACACAUGUACUUACGUUGUGCCUAGGUGUGUCUCGAUUUUGUACGCGCGUUACGUCCAAUCUAAUUGUAAAUUUUAUUUGUAUAAACUUUUUAUACGAAAGAAUCGCCGAUAUAUCCAAGCCGCUGCGGAAUUGUUUAACAGGAGGGUUAGGG
Molecule: messenger RNA, 6070 nt
Organism: Harpegnathos saltator (Jerdon's jumping ant)
Lineage: Eukaryota; Metazoa; Arthropoda; Insecta; Hymenoptera; Formicidae
Gene: Eip63E
Product: cyclin dependent kinase Eip63E
Exons: 7
Coding region: 760-2244 (494 amino acids)
Biological process (GO): protein phosphorylation
Cellular component (GO): nucleus; cytoplasm
Molecular function (GO): cyclin-dependent protein serine/threonine kinase activity; ATP binding
Source: RefSeq, a predicted model, not a curated record